Messenger RNA from Cannabis sativa, 2994 nucleotides. RefSeq names its product double-stranded RNA-binding protein 1-like. The transcript is spliced from 7 exons. Lineage: Eukaryota; Viridiplantae; Streptophyta; Magnoliopsida; Rosales; Cannabaceae. The record is from RefSeq and is a predicted model, not a curated record. Bases 173 to 1117 code for a protein of 314 amino acids.
CACAGUACAAAUUGGUGUGUGUGUGUGUGUGUUUUGGACUGAACACGCGGGAAGCCUUAGAUGUCCUUUGGUAGCUUACAGCCAUAUAAAUAAGCUUGGAGACUUUGUAUGUUAUGUUCAUCUUCUUUAUAGUUCUUUAAUAAGCUAAGUUUAACUAUAAACAGAGAAAAAAAUGUACAAGUCAAAGCUGCAGGAGCUUUGCCACAAGAAUCAAUGGGGUUUACCAAAGUACACUUCUAUGAGAUAUGGGCCAGAUCACAACCCUCUCUUUGGAGCCUCUGUUUCAGUCAAUGGCAUUUCUUUUGACUCCCUCAUCGUCUCCAAAUCAAACAAACAAGCCCAUAACCAUGCCGCCAUGCUUGCUUUUCUCCACUUCACUUCUCCUCCUCCUCCUCCUGGUUCUCUUUCUUUCCUUCUUUUUUUGUUAGAUAGAAUAUUGUGUUCUCAACUUAACAUAUUGAUUCUUACAGUUGAAACACUUACAGUUGAAGAAAGCGACCAGAAUCUUGAUAUUCACUCAAAUGUUUCUUGGUUGAAAAGUGUAGAUUACAUAAUUUCCUUCCUAGAUGCAGUAAAAGGUGAAAACUCUAAAUAUGAUUCUUCAACACCAAUCAAAACCAACAAGACAGGAAUGAAUGUUGAAGAAACGUCUAAGAGUCUCGAGAUGCAGUCAGAUGCUUUGGGCAUCAGUGAUGGUGAAUCUACUCCCAAAUCAACUUGGAGCUCUGGUGUGGCCUAUGACUUGGUGCAGAGUCUCAAACACCAAUGCAUUUUGGUUCCACAUCAACCUCAGAUUUAUGUUGAGGCUAAAGAGAAGUUUGAUACAUCAGCAGAAUCAGCAGAAACCAUUGUAAGCACAAUGGAAGUGGACAACUCAUACCCUGCAAUAACAUCUCAUAUGGAAAAACUGAAUGAAGCUGAGAAAGUCUCUGCUGUUUCUUCUCCUUCAGUAACAAACUCGAUGAGCAGUGAUGUGAAGAGUUACUUACUUUGCAACAAGGUGAGAGUGUACUCACAGUUGCCCAAUCAUCCAUUCCCAGAGGACAUUACUGUGCUCCCCAUUAGAGAAGACAAGUGGGUGGCUGUCAGCUUGGAGUUCCCAAAUGAAAAUAAUUGAAAAAUUCCUUCACCCCAUUAUCAAAACACAAAUGUAUUCCCUUAAAAAAUUGAUGCCCAUGUAAUGUUUUUUUUUUUUUUUUUAUUACAGCUCUUUUAAGUUAAAAGACUUGUUUUUUAUGUAAACAGAAAAAUAUUGGCUCUUUACAAAUGAGUUAGUAGUAAUCUUUUAUAAAAAUAUAUAAAAGCAUAUAUAUUUAAGAGUUUUAUGGGUUUUGGGGAAUGGGUGGGUGGCUCUCCCUUGUGCCUAAUUUUAUUUAAGUGAUACUACUGACGACGAAAGGGUUGUUUAGUCGGUAAAAGUGGUGUAUGAUAUCGAUGCAAUUAUCAUUUCCCACUCAAAACCCUAUUCGUCUAUUCUUCAAUCUUCAUCAUCUCUCUCACGCUCCGAAAACGCUGGCCAACGAAGAAUUUGGUCCUCUCAGGCCUCUUUUCUGAAGGAGAUUUUCCUUUUCAUUUUGCUCUGUAACUCACCGGCCUCGUCCUUCUGGCCUUCCCUUCAGUUCUGGCCAUCACUGCCUUUCCGACUCUCCUCUGUUUUUUCCGAUCUCACAAGUUCUACACACAUAAGAUGUCGAUCGAUAAGACUUGGAUUAACAAUCCAAAUAAAUUGUCUGAUGAGUAUGCAACUGGAGUGUUGGCAUUUGUUGAGAGAGCUAGACUUUUUGUGGAUGAAACAGGACUAGUGAAGUGUCCUUGUAACAAGUGUGUUAAUAUCCAAUUGCAGAAGAUUGACGUAUUAGAACAUCAUCUUUUCAAUAAUGGUUUUCUACUGACUUAUACUAAUUGGUAUUGGCAUGGAGAAGAGGAAAAAAUACCAACAAAUAAAGCAGUGCAACAAUGUCAGGGGGAUGAGAUAAUGGAGGGUCUUAAUGAUAUAGAACAACCCAAAAUAAAUAAAGAUGAUGAAAACGAUUGUGAUGAUGAUAUGCCUACAUAUGAAGACUACGACAGUUAUGAUGAUUCGUGUUGGGAUAGGUAUACAGGUGAAGAAAACGAGUGUAAUGAUGAAGUUGAACGAUAUUAUACCAAUUUGUUUGCUGAGAUGGAGGCUCCAUUAUUCCCCGGGUGUGAAAAAUACACAUCUUUUAAUUUCUUGAUUAAGUUGAUGCAUUUCAAAGUGUUGGGGAAAAUUCCUACUACGAUUUUUGAUGAAUUAUUAGAAUUGUUACAAGAUGCAUUUCCAGCUCCAAAUAAGUUGCCUAAGUCAUAUCGUGAGGCGAAGAUGUUGCUGAGUACACUAGGCCCUGCUAGGAUCCCGCAAACAUGGCUUACAACUCAUCGCAUGGACGACAAAGGGGUGAUGAAAGACGCAAAAGAUAAUUAUGAAAUUUUGAUGUGUUUGCUUGAGACACGGUCACAGUAUUUGGCAAAUCACACAGCUGUAGAGGAGGACAUCACCUCUUGCUCGAGUGGGGCAAAAUAUUCAACAGAAACUGUAUUUCCUCCACCUCAGAUUACUCAUGCAGAGCUCAAGAAGAUGAUGGAGCGCAUAAAAGCCUUGGAGGAGCUCGCGGCGAAGCUACCUCCUAAAGUCUAAGGAUCAAGAUCUUCUCCACAUCCACCUAAUCAGGAUCCUGCAGCAUCGAGCUACAAGGAAGAACAAACUUUGUGAGCUUUUAUGCUAUUAACAUGUGUAUUUAUGAUGAUAUUCAACAACUAUAAUGAGUACUAAAUAUAGCUAUGAUGAUGAGGUCUUCAACAGUAACCAACUGAUCUUUAUGUUUUAAUUUUACAUUGUUGAAAUGUGCACAAUGGGAUUCAUUGUAUGAAAGGGGAGACUUAAUUUGUGUUGUAGUAUAAUUAGUAGUGGAUAAUAGUUGAUUUGGGAUUGAUAUCAAUUACUUAUGGUUUUGAUUUGAUUGUUUAUAUUCGUAA